UAUUAGUUUAUAACAAGUACCUAAAUUUUAACAAAAACUGGUCAAAAUAGUGUAAAAACUUUGAAAUAUUUACUACAACAAAUUGUAGUAGAAAUUCUAUUUAAAAAGCCAUUUACAUAUCGCUUAACACAUCAAGACUCCUUGCAACAUUGUAUUUAUUAGUUAUAACUUCCAGCUGCUAUUUGAAUAACACUGACUGGGCUGGUUUAAUUCAGUAGAAACUAUUCUUUAGAAUAUUUUUUUCGUAAAUUUAAAAUAAAUCCCACAAUGUUGUUGCAGACAAUGUACAAAUGUAUCGGAUGUAUAGAUUAGUUGUAACUUAUGGCGAAGCUUUAACCGAUUGGAAUCCAGUAGUACCUCCUCGUCCGCGCUGGGGGCCAAAUAUGCUCAUGUUGAGACAACACAACAGUCCAGCAUUUGAGUAUUGGAAUAACCAUCAUGAAGAUAACAUAUGGGAACACAGCGGCCUGUUUGAAGGUGACAUCAUGUUGCAUCGUGAAUAUUUACGUAAUGGCUUAUUGAAUGAAAAAGCCACUUGGCCCGAUGCCACCGUGCCAUUUUAUAUAGAUAGUCAAGAUUUUGAUGAAGCACAAAUGAUGACCAUAUUCAGAGCCUUUAAGGAAUAUCAUGAUAAAACCUGCAUACGUUUUCGUCCAUAUGAAAAGGGAGACAAGAACUGGAUAGUAUUCAAAGGUAACUAUUCCGGUUGCUGGUCCAGCGUAGGCCGUAGAACAGGUGGUCAAGUGCUUAAUCUCAAUACACCAAAAUGUGUAACACAUGGGGUUGUGGUUCAUGAAAUAUUGCACGCCUUGGGUUUCUAUCACCAACAAUCAGCUACAGAAAGAGAUGAAUAUGUUAAAAUAAACUGGGAAAACAUUUUACCAGGACAUGCUCAUAACUUUAAUAAAUACGCUCGCACGCAUGUUAGUAAUUUUGGUAUCGAGUAUGAUUACCAAAGUGUUAUGCAUUAUAGUUCGAAGGCAUUUAGUAAAAAUGGUAAAACCACCAUAGAGCCCUUGGAUCCCGAUGCUAGUUUAGGUCAACGUAAAGGUUUAUCGGAAAAAGAUAUAGAAAAAUUAAAUGAAAUGUACGAUGAAGAUUGUAAUACUUUUAACAUAUUUAAUUUUGAUCGAUUUGGAAAUUCAUUGAAUGAAAUUAUAGAUUAUUUCCAAGGAACAUUAGAUAAAAUAUUCACUUAAUAUUAAAAGUUAAAAGAGAGAAUAAUUUAAGUAUAAAAAUAAACUGUUAAAAACACAUAAAAAGAUUACACAGUUAGACAAAAAUAAAUGCCUUUGCUU
Molecule: messenger RNA, 1298 nt
Organism: Lucilia cuprina (Australian sheep blowfly)
Lineage: Eukaryota; Metazoa; Arthropoda; Insecta; Diptera; Calliphoridae
Product: zinc metalloproteinase nas-13
Exons: 6
Coding region: 291-1199 (302 amino acids)
Biological process (GO): proteolysis
Molecular function (GO): metalloendopeptidase activity; zinc ion binding
Source: RefSeq, a predicted model, not a curated record